CUCUUCCCCUUGGAUCCCACUACCAGCCGAGUGGAUGCGAUCUACGCCUUCUUCCCCUGCAGCAGCUCCUACACGCAACAGCUGCUGUACACGCUGCGAGCCGGCGCCUUCAUCGACCCAUGGGUCAAGGCGCGCGUGUGGGACUACGGCAACCUGGCCUACGCCGCGGGGCAGCUGCUGACGCUGGCGGUGGCGGCGGCGGCUCCGUCGCUGUACGAACGCUGGCGUCACGGGCUGUUUGUCGUACACAGUGCCAGCAUUCUGCUGGGCUGGUGGGCCUCCGCAGUGGCGGCUCCCGCGCAGCUGCUGCCGCUGCUGGGGGCUGUCUACAUCGGCGGUGUGAAGCGGCGAGUGGGAGCGGUGUACUUUGCAUGGAAGGCGCUUACCGUGCAUAGGCUCCCCUCCCGGCUGCAGCUGCUGUCCGGCCCCGCCCUGUGGCUGCUGGCGCUGCCCACCAUGGCCGCAGUGGACCGCCGCCUCGCAGCACCUCCCGCAGGGCCGCUGCAACACAAUCACCUCGAC
This is a messenger RNA of Astrephomene gubernaculifera, 522 nucleotides long. The record is from the annotation of a GenBank genome assembly. Lineage: Eukaryota; Viridiplantae; Chlorophyta; Chlorophyceae; Chlamydomonadales; Astrephomenaceae.